Messenger RNA from Closterium sp. NIES-65, 28134 nucleotides. NCBI's taxonomy places the organism in Eukaryota, Viridiplantae, Streptophyta, Zygnematophyceae, Desmidiales, Closteriaceae. The record is from the annotation of a GenBank genome assembly.
AUGUUCCCCCACUCCUCUGUCCACAACGUCCCUCCUCACCCCCCCUCCUGCCUUCCCCACUCCCACUCUGGCCCCCACACCUCUACGAGCCGUACCUCCCCCUCCAGCCUCCCUUUUCCCCCCCAGCUACUUCCGCAUCCAGCGUGGGCUGCACCUCUGCAUCCUGCCUGCCAGGCCCUCGAUGACCCAACUGCCGCCACCGACACCACGCCGCCUUUCCCACCCCCAUCCAAUCUCUACACCCCCUGCCCCCUGCUCCCUGCGCAAUCCAGCCAGCCUACCCCAGGCCUCCCUCUACCUCUCCCUAACUCCACACCGCCGUUCCACCCCAGCCAGGGUCUACACCCUGCUUUUGCUCCCUGUGCUGUGCCGUCCCCAACCUCCUCUCCCCCUUCUCCAACACCCUCCAUAUUUCCUACCCCCUGGGGCUCGCCCAUCCGCACGACCUCCUUUCGGUGCCCUCUCGGCCCUCCCACGUUCUCACCCCCCGCCUCCCAACCUUCUCAUUACCCGCUACCAGGCUCACGCCAACUCGACUACCCACUACCCUUUGCCCCUUCCUCUCUGUUCCCCAACCCUUCCUUCCCCACUUGGCUCCACCUGCCCCACCCCCACCUCCCGUGGAAUUCUGCCCUGCCCUCCCCACCUCUGGCCCACCAACCUGUCCCCACACCCUGCUCACCCACCACUACAUCACCCCCGCCCCCCCACCAUCCACUACAGCCCGCCAACACUUCCCCUCUCAACCGGCCCCCAGCCCGCCCCCCCCUUGGGGCCCCAAUCCCCUCCAACUGUCAGGCCCCCUCUACCCUCUCUUCCACCCAACUGCGCACUGCUUUCCCCACCCUUUUUCCAUUUCCCCAAGCUAACCCCCCGCACCCCGGCCUCUGCCAGGGAGUUCCUUCCCCCUUUGACGCCCUCUUGAGCCAACUCCAGCAACUCACACCGACCACCCGCCAGGCAUGCUGCCUCUGUAACAAUGCCCCAGCACCCCGCGAGUGGGGAAAAGGCAGACCCGGGAGCCCCUCGGCAAUCUGGGAGGGUCCCGCAGCCGAGCCACCCCCUACUCUCCCACUCCCCCCACUUCAACAAUUACUUGUGAAAACACUUAAUCCUACUAGCACCCCCAAGCACAUAGAAGCGGGAGAGGGGCAGAGCCAGGGGGAACUUGCAGCUAACACUGCACGGGAAGGGGUAAGUGAAUGUGUGUGUGAAGGAGCAGCAGAGGCUGCAGAGGAUGGGGCAGCAAAGGCUGCACGGGAAGGGGCAAUGGGGGUUGUGGGGAAGGGGCAGCAGAGGUUGCAGAGGAAAGGGCAGCAGAGGCUGCAAGGGAAGGGGCAGCAGCGGCUGCACGGGAAAGGGCGGCAGAGGGCUGCACGGGAAGGGGCGGCAGGGACCGUGACUCUGGCCAGGCAAAGGGCAGAGGCCAUGGAGACAGUAGGGGCGGCAGGGGCCGCAGAAAACGCGAGGAAACACACAGCAGGGCCGGCAGAGACUGCAAAAGGGGCUAGCAGUAAAGCAGCAGCAGGCGGGGUGGGCUCGGGGGACAUAGGGGCAACAGGGGAAGGAGAGGUGAGUGUGGUCCCGACCGGGGUGGGCACUGAAGAGGGGGAUGUGAUAGCGAUAGAGGAGGAUGAGGGAGAGGAUGUGAUGCACAUUGACGGGCCACUGGCCCAAUACCUCACGCUUGACGGUGAGGCCGACCCGGCCCCCCUGCAGCCUCACGUCGAGGUUCCCCCUCUACCCCCCAUGCCCAUCCCCAUGCUAGCAGAAGGACCGAUGGAGGGGCUGGGGGAGACCUUGAGGACAGAGCCGCGCGAGGGAGCCCCCAUCCUCACCUCCCGUCCUCCAGCCCACCCACCCCCAGGAGCACCACUUCCCCACCCCCACCCUCAGGCACCCAAACCACCCGAGUCGCCGCACAGCCCCAACACGCCCACCCAACAGGCUGCCCCCCUCACACCACCCCCCCCCCAGGCAGCCGAGACCCACCCGCAAGGGCUUGCGCCCCAGGCUCAUGGGAGCGGCGGCACCCGGGUAGAGGGGCCCACAGGAGAGGCCACCACAGAGCCCACACAAAUCUCUCUCCCCCCACCGCUUGUACCUCGCUCUAACCUCCACACUGGCCCAGCCCCUCGACCCCCACCUCCAACCCCCUCUCCCGGCCGGGUUCCCCACGAGUGGCCCCGUUGGGCAGCCAUCACCCCCCACACACAGCCUGCCCGAUCUGUUCCCACGGAGGGGGAUGUGGCGGCGGCCGCGAUCGCUACUGGGAUGGAGGCCGUCGGGUUGAGGGAUGCGCCCAUGGAAGACGCCACCGACUCCCCCUCCCAUCCCUCCCACCCCUUCCAUGUCGACGACCCCCUACCGCAACCCAUGGUGAUUGGGGAGGGCCAAGGGGGCCUUCUAGGGCAGGGUCCACACCCGAGCUCCGCUCAGCCAGCACGCCCCACUCCAACCUCUACCCUGCCAGCCCUCCUACUCUCACCUACAGGCAGGCAGGUCUUCGAGACCCCAGAGGAGGUGAGGGCCGGCAUUUCAGAUUUGCUGGCGAUACACCGCCCGAGCAGCUCUCCGGCUGCCCCCACCCUUCCAGUCCCACAGGACCGGACCCGGACGUAUGCGGAAGUCACCCGGUCUGUCCCUUCUUUUAUCCCCCCCGCCACUCAGCCAGGCGCGUCACUCCCGACCCCAAUGGAGACGGACCGGGUUCUGAGGCCGUGUCACGCGCACCUAGAUGGGGUGGCGCCUCCCCCCGUUCACCCCGUGGCGCAGGAGGUCACCAGCAGUAGGGAUGAGGCAUCCGCCCCUACCGAGACCCCUCCGCCUGGGGUAGCAGAGCCGUCACUUGAACCGCACCCCGCCGAGGGGCAGGAGCACACCACGGCACACACUUCAAGCUCACCUCCACGUCCCCCCUCCCCAGCUUCGACACCGGUACCGGCACGAGGCCCGGCCCUAUCCUGUGCGACACCACCUCUAUCUUCGCUGACACCCCCCAUGCACGGGGCUGGUGAGUCGUCUCCUCCCCUCAUCCCAGGUGAUCCUCUCGGAGCUCAGGCCGCCCACGGGGUCCCCUCUACAGCCAGUUCCGACGCCACGGCCCCGAUUGACCCCGCCGACACGGCGACAUCACCCGACCAGGCCGUGAGUUGCCCCACCUGCAGGAGCUCUCUCGCGAACCGACGCGCGCUCCAGCACCACAUUCCCUUCUGCCAUCCUGCGGGCGCGGCUCGCAGGGCACAGGCUGCCCAUGAUACCGCCUCGAUCAUCCCUUCCCUCUCACAGCCCCGUGCGACCGGGAUACAGUUCACCGACGCACAGUGGCAGACGCUCGACUCGGUGGACUGGACAGAGUACUUCUCGCCCGAGCGUAUCCAUGCACGACCUCUCCGACGUGUCCCAGAGAGGGUCCGCGGAGGAUAUCUCGACGUCCUCAGUGCGAUCCUAGUCCGCAUUGCCCAGGACCCGGAGGCUGCUGGCCCUACCUUCCUCCUCGCUGCAGCGCCGACUCUUUUCCUUGUUCCAGCGACGCCACCCGACCGCUCGCACACGGCUGCCAUUGCAACGCGCAUCUCCCGCUUUGGUCGAGGUGAGUGGGCUGAGCUAGUCUCAGAUGCACUAGGCCGUCGCACACCCCUUCCUCGGCGCACAGGUCACCGGUCACGCACCGCCACCGAUCCCUCUACAGCAGAUGAGCGCCGCAUUGCACGUUGCCUUCGUCUGGCAGCGUGCAAUGAGACCUCACGGGCGUGCGCGGCUCUCGAGUCCGCGGAGGCAGCCCCAGAUACACAGGGGACGAUACAGCGCCUGCAGUCGAAGCACCCCAACGCGGAGAGGCCGACCCCAGCUUGGCAGUCUGGCUUCCAGGGGUCCCCUCUCGUGCUCUCGGUGGAUCACUUACGCCGCGCGAUUUUCACAGCUCCGCGGGGCUCUUCGGGAGGACCGUCCGGUUGGGUCGCUGAGCACCUGCGAGACACUUUCCUAGCUUUCCCUCAGAGUCUCCAUUUCCUCCUGGCCGUGUACCAGCAGUGGCUCCGAGGCCGUUGCGCUCCAGCUGCGCGCUCCUUGCUAGCAUCUUCCACCCUCGUGGCUCUGGCGAAGUCGAACAUGGAUGUUUGGCCGAUUGCCAUCGGCGAGGUUUUGGUCCGCAUUCUUUCUCGUGCAGUCUGUCUCCAGCUACGUGACCAGAUGGCGAGGAUUUUCUUGGCGUCACAGCAGUUUGGGGUGGGGGUUAUGUGCGGGACAGAGGUCGUAGUUAGAGGCGUCCGCCGCGCUCUGGCUGACCACCCAGACUGGGUGGUCCUGCAGCUAGACGUGGCGAAUGCCUUUAACUCUUUCCACCGAGACAGGAUGUUCCAGGCGCUGCAGGCCAGCCCGGAGUUUCAGUGCCUGAUCCCCUUCAUCGGCCUCUUCUACGGGACGCCCUCGGAUCUCCACUACAGCCGGUUCUGGUGGAGGGGGGAUGUCCAGCUCUGGUCGUACGCCGAUGACACGUACGUGCUAGGUCCCCCAGACAGGGUGCUGCACCACUUUGCCGAGAUCGUGAGGCGCUUGGGCGAGAUGGGCCUUGCAGCCCAGCCGCACAAGUGCCUCGUCUACCAGAUAGAGUCCUUUCUGUCCAGGGAUCUGGAGGCCUUCACGGGCCUAGGGAUCGAGGUCGCACGCCGAGGGCUCACCGUGACAGGCAUACCGGUAGGCACCGUUUCGUUCGUGGAGCAGAGUCUCUCGGAUCGUCUCGAGAGGAUGGGGCGGGUGCUACCUUGGCUUCCGAGGUUGCGCCAGCCCCAGACAGCUGCCCGCCUUCUGUCGGCGUGUGUCAGCACUCGUCCGCAGUACCUGUCGAGGACCGUCCCUCCUUCGCCCGCAGUGAUCUCUAGUUUGACACGGUGGGACGCACGCCUGGGAGAGACAUUUCAGCAGCUUUUAGCUUCAGGGACCUGGGCUUGUCGCGAGGACGUCCGAGAGGCCGCCCUAGACCAGAUCUUCCUCCCCAUCCGUCUCGGGGGUUUCGGCAUUCGUCGCAUGGCACGCAUUGCCCCGGUGAGUUUCGUGUGCUCCUGGGUGCAGUGUGCUCCCAUUCUCUGUUCUCUCCCUGCGUGUGGCGAGGCGUUUCGGCAGAGCUUCGCUUCAGGUGAGCCAGAGCAGAUCGACCGGGCUCUGCAGACGGCGCUAGAGGGUCUCCCACCUGACGUUCUCUCUCUCCUUCCCCCCUGGCCCUCUUGCGCUUCUGCCUCCCCCGAUUCCCUUUUUGCAGGAGCGAGCCGUCUUCUGGAGGCGCAUGCCUUGGAGGCUGUGCGUGCCCGUCACUCCUCUCCCUUGCACCUUGCCCGUUUGACUUCCCUUCAGGGCGGAGGUGCAGGGGCGUGGUUGACGUCGGUGCCGUACGCUGACCCACUGCGCAUCCCGGAGGCGCUGUGGCAGACGGCUUCAUCUUCUCGUCUUGGUCUCCCUAUCCCCCAGUUAGCCCUUGCAGGUCAGUGCUCCUGCGGACAGGCGAUUGACGACAUGACGGUGCCUCAUCACGCGGUUCGGUGCCCGCGCUACGGGGUCGCCACUACCAUCCACGACACGGUGAAGUACAUGCUUCGAGACUUUGCAGUCGAGGCGGGCUUCGCGGUAAAGGUGGAGGACUCUACGCUGUUCACACAGUUGGAGGCGGCUCGAGCGAGACUACUGGGACAGCCAGUGGUGGGAGAGGGGACGCGGGCUGAGGGACCGGGGGAGCAGAGAGGCGAGGCGGGAUCGCCGGGUGGUGGGGGACAGUGGGGACAGCACCAGCUGCGGGGUCAGGUGGAGCGAGGGAUAGGUGGGCAGAGGGGACGGCAGGGGGAGCAGACGGGCCAGGACGGGGAGGGGAGACGGCACAGGCAGCAGCAGGAGAGCCAGUGGAGGCCGCGGGCCCAGGGCGCCGCGCCUCCAGGUUCGGCCUCGGGGGGAGUGAGAGAGGCAGCAGGGGAUGGAGCAGGGGGUUCGGGAGGGUUGGGGGAGGGUAGAGAGGGGGAGGGGAGAGGACAGGUGGAUGGAGGAGAGGAGAGGGGGAGAGAGACGAUCGGAGAGGAGGCACCAAGGGACCAGACAGGGCAGCAGCCAGCGCAACAGCAGGGACCAGUCGGACGCACAGGCCGUGUAGGCACCACCUCCCGCAUCCCAGACCUCACCUGCCGCGACGUUGGCCAAGGUCUGAUGGUUCUUGUGGAUGUCUCCAUAGCGGAUCCACAGCGGGAGGGGAACGUGCAGCUGAGACGGGCGACCCCCACACAGAUUGGAGUGGCAGCAGCUAGGCGGGUGCAGGAGAAGCUGCGGCACUGGGGGCCGCACUUAGAGGGGCUGCAGCCGGCACCACACUUUUACGCGUGCGUGGCGGAGACCUUUGGCCUUCUGAGUGAGCCGCUGCGUCAUCACACCCCCUGCCCCCUCAUGCCAUCCGCUCCCCCCGCCCCUACCCUCCGCGUGCCCGCUCCCUUGCCGCCUCUUUUGACCCUCCCUGCCCCACCUCGCCAUUUCCCACUGCCCGCCAUUCGCUCCUCCCCGCCCGUGCGCUCCCCUCCUUUACCUUCUCCUCCCCCCUCCCCUCCUCUGCUGCACGCCUCUUCCUUCCCCUCGCCGACCCACUCCACUCCCUGCCCCUCCUCAAUCCGCACCCUGCCCCUCGUAUCUCGCCCCCCUAUGCUUGGUUUCUCCCCUCCCUGCCCCUCGCCGCCUUUCCCCGCUCCCCACCUCCCCCCUCUCCCUGCCCCCCCACUCUCCCCCCCCUUGUCCUUGGCUUCCUACCUCCCUGCCUCACCUUUCCCCCCUCCGUGUGCUCAGCUUCUCCCCUCCCUGCCCCUCCCUCCUCCCCGCCCUGCCCCUCAUUUUCCGCCCCCCCCACGCCCGGUUUCUCCCCUCCCCGCACCUCCCUUUCUUUCUCCGUGCCUCUCCUUUGCUCCCUCCCUGCCCCCGCCUGCCCAUGCCCCUGUCUUUGGCUUCUCCCCUCCCUGCCCCACGUUUCUUCCCUCCCUGCCCCCCGUCUGCCCCUCCCUUGUUUUCCCCUCACCCAUUGCUUCUCUCCUCCCUGCCCUUGAUUUCCCACACCCCUGCCCUCGUUUCCUAUCAUCCAUGCCCCUCGUUUCCCCCCUUUGUACGUUCAGCCUCUUCCCUCCCUGCCCCUCCCUUCCUCCCCCCCUGCCCUUUGCUCUCCCCUCGUUACGCUCCCUUCUCCCCAUCCCUGCUGCCCUCUUACCACCAUCAGCCCAUCCCCACGACCAGCCCCCCUCCCACCCUUCAAUCCCCCCCUCCCUCUCUCUCCCUCUCUCUCUCUCUCUCGCUCUCUCUCUCUCUCUCUCUCUCUUUCUCACACACACACACACGCACACUCCCCUCCCCCACCCCCCACGUACAUCCUCCCUUUCUGCCCCUCCCUGCCCCUUUCCCACCCCCUCGCACGCCCCUCACCUCCCACCUCCGUGCAACUGGUUUCCCCCCUAUGGUGCCACCCUUGCAUCGCUCGCCCCUCUGCUCACCCUCUGCCCGCCCCUUUUCCAUGCCCUCAGUUGGCCCAGCCCCUGCCCGUUGCUGCCCCUCCCCUUGCCCCCUCAACUCCCCUGCCCCCCGUACACCCCAAGUCCCAUCCAACCGCCCCCACCCUCCCCCGGCUGCCCGUUUCCGCUCUCCACCCCCGCGACCGUGUGCGGCUUCCAACCGCCCAACGGUGGUGCGCACGGGGCGUUUCUUCGCACGGGCAAGCCUCCCCGGGGGCCCCCCACCCCGCUGGGUCGUUCCCCCCGUCUCCCUGCCCUUAGUACCGCCGCGCUCUGCCCGUGCGUCACCCUCGCCCACUUCAUACCACCUCCCCCUUCUCCCCCCCCCCCCCCCCCGGCUUCCCCCUAUCAUCACCCGCAUGUUCCCCCACUCCCCUGUCCACAACGUCCCUCCUCCACCCCCCCUCCUGCCUUCCCCACUCCCACUCUGCUCCCCACACCUCUACGAGCCGUACCUCCCCCUCCAGCCUCCCUUUUCCCCCCCAGCUACUUCCGCAUCCAGCGUGGGCUGCACCUCUGCAUCCUGCCCUGCCAGGCCCUUCGACGACCCAACUGCCGCUACCUGACACCACGCCGCCUUUCCCACCCCCAUCCAAUCUCUACACCCCCUGCCCCUGCUCCCUGCGCAAUCCAGCCACCUACCCCAGCCUCCCUCUACCUCUCCCUAACUCCACACCGCCGUUCCCACCUCCAGCCAGGGUCUACACCCCUUGCUUUUGCUCCCUGUGCUGUGCCGUCCCCAACCUCCGUCCGCCUUUCCGCGGCACCAGACCGCCUCUCCCUCCCCCAGCCAACCUCUGCACCCCCUGUUCCUGCCCCUUGUGCCUUCCAACACCCUACCCCAACCCCCCCCAGUCUCCCCCUUCUCCAACACCCUCCAUAUUUCCUCCCCCCUGGGGCUCGCCCAUCCGCAGCCCCCUCUACCCUCUCUUCCACCCACUGCGCACCGCUGUCCCCACCCUUUUUCCAUUUCCCCAAGCUAACCCCCCGCACCCCGGCCUCUGCCAGGGAAUUACUUGUGAAAACACUUAAUCCUACUAGCACCCCCAAGCACAUAGAAGCGGGAGAGGGCAGAGCCAGGGGGGAACUUGCAGCUAACACUGCACGGGAAGGGGUAAGUGAAUUUGUGUGUGAAGGAGCAGCAGAGGCUGCAGAGGAUGGGGCAGCAAAGGCUGCACGGGAAGGGGCAAUGGGGGUUGUGGGGGAAGGGGCAGCAGAGGUUGCAGAGGAAAGGGCAGCAGAGGCUGCAAGGGAAGGGGCAGCAGCGGCUGCACGGGAAAGGGCGGCAGAGGCUGCACGGGAAGGGGCGGCAGGGACCGUGACUCUGGCCAGGCAAAGGGCAGAGGCCAUGGAGACAGCAGUCGAGGCUGCUAGGACUGCAGCAGGAGCGACAGAGGCCACAGUGGGGGCCGGUACAGGGGGAGGUGCUACGGGUGCAGCGGGGAAGGGGGUAACGGGGACUGGUGCGAGGGAGAGUGCCGCCCCGCCUGUAGCAAGAGAGGGUACGGCAGGGGCUAGAGUGGGAGAAGGGACAGCAGUGGCCUCAAAGGCAGAAGGUGAGGCUGCAGCUGAAGCAGCAGGGAGGGCCAUAGCACGGCCAGUAGGGGCGGCAGGGGCCGCAGCAAACGCGGGGAAACACACAGCAGGGCAGGCAGAGACUGCAAAAGGGGCUAGCAGUAAAGCGGCAGCAGGCGGGGUGGGCUCGGGGGACAUAGGGGCAACAGGGGAAGGAGAGGUGAGUGUGGUCCCGACCGGGGUGGGCACCGAAGAGGGGGAUGUGAUAGCGAUAGAGGAGGAUGAGGGAGAGGAUGUGAUGCACAUUGACGGGCCACUGGCCCAAUACCUCACGCUUGACGGUGAGGCCGACCCGGCCCCCCUGCAGCCUCACGUCGAGGUUCCCCCUCUACCCCCCAUGCCCGUCCCCAUGCUAGCAGAAGGACCGAUGGAGGGGCUGGGGGAGACCUGGAGGACAGAGCCGCGCGAGGGAGCCCCCAUCCUCACCUCCCGUCCUCCAGCCCACCCACCCCCAGGAGCACCACUUCCCACCCCCACCCUCAGGUCCCGCCCCCCCCUCCGUCCCCAACGCCUGACCCCACGGUUGCAGGCGGUCCACCGGGAGAGCACGCGGGCACCCAAACCACCCGAGUCGCCGCACAGCCCCAACACGCCCACCCAACAGGCUGCCCCCCUCACACCACCCCCCCCCCAGGCAGCCGAGAUCCACCCGCAAGGGCUUGCGCCCCAGGCUCAUGGGAGCGGCGGCACCCGGGUAGAGGGGCCCACAGGAGAGGCCACUACAGAGCCCACACAAAUCUCUCUCCCCCCACCGCUUGUACCUCGCUCUAACCUCCACACUGGCCCAGCCCCUCGACCCCCACCUCCAACCCCCUCUCCCGGCCGGGUUCCCCACGAGUGGCCCCGUUGGGCAGCCAUCACCCCCCACACACAGCCUGCCCGAUCUGUUCCCACGGAGGGGGAUGUUUCGAGGAGAGAGGGGAUGCACACAGAGCACCCCCCGCCUGGCGAACCACCCAUCCUCCCUCCACCCACCCCUUUGGCCCCACAGCCCCCCCUUCCUUCACAAACAGGCGCGGACAACCAGGUGGCGGCGGCCGCGAUCACUACUGGGAUGGAGGCCGUCGGGUUGAGGGAUGCGCCCAUGGAAGACGCCACCGACUCCCCCUCCCAUCCCUCCCACCCCUUCCAUGUCGACGACCCCCUGCCGCAACCCAUGGUGAUUGGGGAGGGCCAAGGGGGCCUUCUAGGGCAUGGUCCACACCCGAGCUCUGCUCAGCCGGCACGCCCCACUCCACCCUCUACCCUGCCAGCCCUCCUACUCUCACCUACAGGCAGGCAGGUCUUCGAGACCCCAGAGGAGGUGAGGGCUGGCAUUUCAGAUUUGCUGGCGAUACACCGCCCGAGCAGCUCUCCGGCUGCCCCCACCCUUCCAGUCCCACAGGACCGGACCCGGACGUAUGCGGAGGUCACCCGGUCUGUCCCUUCUUUUAUCCCCCCCGCCACUCAGCUAGGCGCGUCACUCCCGACCCCAAUGGAGACGGACCGGGUUCUGAGGCCGUGUCACUCGCACCUAGAUGGGGUGGCGCCUCCCCCCGUUCAGCCCGUGGCGCAGGAGGUCACCAGCAGUAGGGAUGAGGCAUCCGCCCCUACCGAGACCCCUCCGCCUGGGGUAGCAGAGCCGUCACUUGAACCAGUACCGGCACGAGGCCCGGCCCUAUCCUGUGCGACACCACCUCUAUCUUCGCUGACACCCCCCCCGCACGGGGCUGGUGAGUCGUCUCCUCCCCUCAUCCCAGGCGAUCCUCUCGGAGCUCAGGCCGCCCACGGGGUCCCCUCUACAGCCAGUUCCGACGCCACAGCCCCGAUUGACCCCGCCGACACGGCGACAUCACCCAACCAGGUCGUGAGUUGCCCCACCUGCAGGAGCUCUCUCGCGAACCGACGCGCGCUCCAGCACCACAUUCCCUUCUGCCAUCCUGCGGACGCGGCUCGCAGGGCGCAGGCUGCCCAUGAUACCGCCUUGAUCAUCCCUUCCCUCUCACAGCCCCGUGCAACAUGGAUAAAGUUCACCGACGCACAGUGGCAGACGCUCGACUCGGUGGACUGGACAGAGUACUUCUCGCCCGAGCGUAUCCAUGCACGCCCUCUCCGACGUGUCCCGGAGAGGGUCCGCGGAGGAUAUCUCGACGUCCUCAGUGCGAUCCUAGUCCGCAUUGCCCAGGACCCGGAGGCUGCUGGCCCUACCUUCCUCCUCGCUGCAGCGCCGACUCUUUUCCUUGUUCCAGCGACGCCACCCGACCGCUCGCACACGGCUGCCAUUGCAACGCGCAUCUCCCGCUUUGGUCGAGGUGAGUGGGCUGAGCUAGUCUCAGAUGCACUAGGCCGUCGCACACCCCUUCCUCGGCGCACAGGUCACCGGUCACGCACCGCCACCGAUCCCUCUACAGCAGAUGAGCGCCGCAUUGCACGUUGCCUUCGUCUGGCAGCGUGCAAUGAGACCUCACGGGCGUGCGCGGCUCUCGAGUCCGCGGAGGCAGCCCCAGAUACACAGGGGACGAUACAGCGCCUGCAGUCGAAGCACCCCAACGCGGAGAGGCCGACCCCAGCUUGGCAGUCUGGCUUCCAGGGGUCCCCUCUCGUGCUCUCGGUGGAUCACUUACGCCGCGCGAUUUUCACAGCUCCGCGGGGCUCUUCGGGAGGACCGUCCGGUUGGGUCGCUGAGCACCUGCGAGACACUUUCCUAGCUUUCCCUCAGAGUCUCCAUUUCCUCCUUGCCGUGUACCAGCAGUGGCUUCGAGGCCGUUGCGCUCCAGCUGCGCGCUCCUUGCUAGGGUCUUCCACCCUUGUGGCUCUGGCGAAGUCGAACAUGGAUGUUCGGCCGAUUGCCAUCGGCGAGGUUUUGGUCCGCAUUCUUUCUCGUGCAGUCUGUCUCCAGCUACGUGACCAGAUGGCGAGGGUCUUCUUGGCGUCACAGCAGUUUGGGGUGGGGGUUACGUGCGGGACAGAGGUCGUAGUUAGAGGCGUCCGCCGCGCUCUGGCUGACCACCCAGACUGGGUGGUCCUGCAGCUAGACGUGGCGAAUGCCUUUAACUCCUUCCACCGAGACAGGAUGUUCCAGGCGCUGCAGGCCAGCCCGGAGUUUCAGUGCCUGAUCCCCUUCAUCGGCCUCUUCUACGGGACGCCCUCGGAUCUCCACUACAGGUCAGGCACGGGAGUGCGUCUUGCUUUGGAGCCGGUUCUGGUGGAGGGGGAUGUCCAGCUCUGGUCGUACGCCGAUGACACGUACGUGCUAGGUCCCCCAGACAGGGUGCUGCACCACUUUGCCGAGAUCGUGAGGCGCUUGGGCGAGAUGGGCCUUGCAGCCCAGCCGCACAAGUGCCUCGUCUACCAGACAGAGUCCUUUCUGUCCAGGGAUCUGGAGGCCUUCACGGGCCUAGGGAUCGAGGUCGCACGCCGAGGGCUCACCGUGACAGGCGUACCGGUAGGCACCGUUUCGUUCGUGGAGCAGAGUCUCCCGGAUCGUCUCGAGAGGAUGGGGCGGGUGCUACCUUGGCUUCCGAGGUUGCGCCAGCCCCAGACAGCUGCCCGCCUUCUGUCGGCGUGUGUCAGCACUCGUCCGCAGUACCUGUCGAGGACCGUCCCUCCUUCGCCCGCAGUGAUCUCUAGUUUGACACGGUGGGACGCACGCCUGGGAGAGACAUUUCAGCAGCUUUUAGCUUCAGGGACCUGGGCUUGUCGCGAGGACGUCCGAGAGGCCGCCCUAGACCAGAUCUUCCUCCCCAUCCGUCUCGGGGGUUUCGGCAUUCGUCGCAUGGCACGCAUUGCCCCGAGCUUCGCUUCAGGUGAGCCAGAGCAGAUCGACCGGGCUCUGCAGACGGCGCUAGAGGGUCUCUCACCUGACGUUCUCUCUCUCCUUCCCCCCUGGCCCUCUUGCGCUUCUGCCUCCCCCGAUUCCCUUUUUGCAGGAGCAAGCCGUCUUCUGGAGGCGCAUGCCUUGGAGGCCGUGCGUGCCCGUCACGCCUCUCCCUUGCACCUUGCCCGUUUGACUUCCCUUCGGGGCGGAGGUGCAGAGGCGUGGUUGACGUCGGUGCCGUACGCUGACCCACUGCGCAUCCCGGAGGCGCUGUGGCAGGCGGCUUCAUCUUCUCGUCUUGGUCUCCCUAUCCCCGAGUUAGCCCUUGCAGGUCAGUGCUCCUGCGGACAGGCGAUUGACGACAUGACGGUGCCUCAUCACGUGGUUCGGUGCCCGCGCUACGGGGUCGCCACUACCAUCCACGACACGGUGAAGUACAUGCUUCGAGACUUUGCGGUCGAGGCGGGCUUCGCGCCAGUGGUGGGAGAGGGGACGCGGGCUGAGGGACCGGGGGAGCAGAGAGGCGAGGCGGGACAGCCGGGUGGCGGGGGACAUUGGGGACAGCACCAGCUGCGGGGUCAGGUGGAGCGAGGGAUAGGUGGGCAGAGGGGACGGCAGGGGGAGCAGACGGGCCAGGACGGGGAGGGGAGACGGCACAGGCAGCAGCAGGAGAGCCAGUGGAGGCCGCGGGCCCAGGGCGCCGCGCCUCCAGGUUCGGCCUCGGAGGUGGGGCAGGGGCGGGAGCAGCAGAGAGCGGACGGAGGUACAGGAGGGGCAGCGGGAUUGGGAGGGGAGGGCCAGGGAGUGAGAGAGGCAGCAGGGGAUGGAGCACGGGGGUCGGGAGGGUUGGGGGAGGGUAGAGAGGGGGAGGGGAGAGGACAGGUGGAUGGAGGAGAGGAGAGGGGGAGAGAGACGAUCGGAGAGGAGGCGCCAAGGGACCAGACAGGGCAGCAGCCAGCGCAACAGCAGGGACCAGUCGGACACACAGGCCGUGUAGGCACCGCCUCCCGCAUCCCAGACCUCACCUGCCGCGACGUUGGCCAGGGUCUGAUGGUUCUUGUGGAUGUCUCCAUAGCGGAUCCACAGCGGGAGGGGAACGUGCAGCUGAGACGGGCGACCCCCACACAGAUUGGAGUGGCAGCAGCUAGGCGGGUGCAGGAGAAGCUGCGGCACUGGGGGCCGCACUUAGAGGGGCUGCAGCCGGCACCACACUUUUACGCGUGCAUGGCGGAGACCUUUGGCCUUCUGAGUGAGCCGCUGCGUCAGUUUCUGGGGCUCUGCGCAAAGAGGAUAGCACAGCGGAGGAGGGAUAGAGGUGGGGGGGAUGACGGAUCGGCACGGAUAUUUGAGGCAGGACUCACUACACGCCUCUCCGUUGCACUGCAGCGCGCGCAGGCUCAAUGCAUGAUCCAGCAUGCGGUGCGGCAGUUAGGGAGAUCCGAUGACGGCUUCUCCCCUCCCUGCCCCUCCCUCCUCCCCGCCCUGCCCCUCAUUUUCCGCGCCCCCCCUCCACGCCCGGUUUCUCCCCUCCCCGCGCCUCCCUUUCUUUCUCCGUGCCUCUCCUUUGCUCCCUCCCUGCCCCCGCCUGCCCAUGCCCCUGUCUUUGGCUUCUCCCCUCCCUGCCCCACGUUUCUUCCCUCCCUGCCCCCCGUCUGCCCCUCCCUUGUUUUCCCCUCACCCAUUGCUUCUCUCCUCCCUGCCCUUGAUUUCCCACACCCCUGCCCUCGUUUCCUAUCAUCCAUGCCCCUCGUUUUCCCCCUUUGUACGUUCAGCCUCUUCCCUCCCUGCCCCUCCCUUCCUCCCCCCCUGCCCUUUGCUCUCCCCUCGUUACGCUCCCUUCUCCCCAUCCCUGCUGCCCUCUUACCACCAUCAGCCCAUCCCCACGACCAGCCCCCCUCCCACCCUUCAAUCCCCCCCUCCCUCUCUCUCUCUCUCUCUCUCUCUCUCUCUCUCUCUCUCUUUCUCUCUCACACACACACGCACACUCCCCUCCCCCACCCCCCCACGUACAUCCUCCCAUUCUGCCCCUCCCUGCCCCUUUCCCACCCCCUCGCACGCCCCUCACCUCCCACCUCCGUGCAACUGGUUUCCCCCCUAUGGUGCCACCCUUGCAUCGCUCGCCCCUCUGCUCACCCUCUGCCCGCCCCUUUUCCGUGCCAUCAGUUGGCCCAGCCCCUGCCCGUUGCUGCCCCUCCCCUUGCCCCCUCAACUCCCCUGCCCCCCGUACACCCCAAGUCCCAUCCAACCGCCCCCACCCUCCCCCGGCUGCCCGUUUCCGCUCUCCACCCCCGCGACCGUCAUUACCGCCCCUCUCCCCUUAUCCCCCACCACGCCCCCAAGCAGGCUUUUCUCCCCCCAGCCCCCCGUCUCCCUGCCCUUAGUACCGCCGCGCUCUGCCCGUGCGUCACCCUCGCCCACUUCAUACCACCUCCCCCUUCUCCCCCCCCCGGCUUCUCCCUAUCAUCACCCGCAUGUUCCCCCACUCCCCUGUCCACAACGUCCCUCCUCCACCCCCCCUCCUGCCUUCCCCACUCCCACUCUGCCCCCCACACCUCUACGAGCCGUACCUCCCUCUCCAGCCUCCCUUUUCCCCCCCAGCUACUUUCGCAUCCAGCGUGGGCUGCACCUCUGCAUCCUGCCCUGCCAGGCCCUUCGAUGACCCAACUGCCGCCACCUGACACCACGCCGCCUUUCCCACCCCCAUCCAAUCUCUACACCCCCUGCCCCUGCUCCCUGCGCAAUCCAGCCACCUACCCCAGCCUCCCUCUACCUCUCCCUAACUCCACACCGCCGUUCCCACCCCCAGCCAGGGUCUACACCCCUUGCUUUUGCUCCCUGUGCUGUGCCGUCCCCAACCUCUGUCCGCCUUUCCGCGGCACCAGACCGCCUCUCCCUCCCCCAGCCAACCUCUGCACCCCCUGUUCCUGCCCCUUGUGCCUUCCAACACCCUACCCCAACCCCCCCCAGUCUCCCCCUUCUCCAACACCCUCCAUAUUUCCUCCCCCCUGGGGCUCGCCCAUCCGCAGUUAUCACCCUUCAUCAAUUCCCCAAUUCCCUCUGUCCCCUGUUUCCCAGCCCCGCAUCCUAUUCUGCAUUUACCACAGCGCCUCCUUUCGGUGCCCUCUCGGCCCUCCCACGUUCUCACCCCCCGCCUCCCAACCUUCUCAUUACCCGCUACCAGGCUCACGCCAACUCGACUACCCACUACCCUUUGCCCCUUCCUCUCUGUUCCCCACCCUUCCUUCCCCACUUGGCUCCACCUGCCCACCCCCACCUCCCGUGGAAUUCUGCCCUGCCCUCCCCACCUCUGGCCCACCACCUGUCCCCACACCCUGCUCACCCACCGCUACAUCACCCCCGCCCCCCCACCUCCACUACAGCCCGCCAACACUUCCCCUCUCAACCGGCCCCCAGCCCGCCCCCCCCUUGGGCCCCAAUCCCCUCCAACUGUCAGGCCCCCUCUACCCUCUCUUCCACCCACUGCGCACCGCUUUCCCCACCCUUUUUCCAUUUCCCCAAGCUAACCCCCCGCACCCCGGCCUCUGCCAGGGAGUUCCUUCCCCCUUUUACGCCCUCUUGAGCCAACUCCAGCAACUCACACCGCCACCGCCAGGCAUGCUGCCUCUAUUACUUGUGAAAACACUUAAUCCUACUAGCACCCCCAAGCACAUAGAAGCGGGAGAGGGCAGAGCCAGGGGGGAACUUGCAGCUAACACUGCACGGGAAGGGGUAAGUGAAUGUGUGUGCGAAGGAGCAGCAGAGGCUGCAGAGGAUGGGGCAGCAAAGGCUGCACGGGAAGGGGCAAUGGGGGUUGUGGGGGAAGGGGCAGCAGAGGUUGCAGAGGAAAGGGCAGCAGAGGCUGCAAGGGAAGGGGCAGCAGCGGCUGCACGGGAAAGGGCGGCAGAGGCUGCACGGGAAGGGGCGGCAGGGACCGUGACUCUAGCCAGGCAAAGGGCAGAGGCCAUGGAGACAGCGGGGAAGGGGGUAACGGGGACUGGUGCGAGGGAGAGUGCUGCCCCGGCUGUAGCAAGAGAGGGUACGGCAGGGGCUAGAGUGGGAGAAGGGACAGCAGUGGCCUCAAAGGAAGAAGGUGAGGCUGCAGCUGAAGCAGCAGGGAGGGCCAUAGCACGGCCAGUAGGGGCGGCAGGGGCCGCAGCAAACGCGGGGAAACACAUAGCAGGGCCGGCAGAGACUGCAAAAGGGGCUAGCAGUAAAGCGGCAGCAGGCAUGGUGGGCUCGGGGGACAUAGGGGCAACAGGGGAAGGAGAGGUGAGUGUGGUCCCGACCGGGGUGGGCACUGAAGAGGGGGAUGUGAUAGCGAUAGAGGAGGAUGAGGGAGAGGAUGUGAUGCACAUUGACGGGCCACUGGCCCAAUACCUCACGCUUGACGGUGAGGCCGACCCGGCCCCCCUGCAGCCUCACGUCGAGGUUCCCCCUCUACCCCCCAUGCCCGUCCCCAUGCUAGCAGAAGGACCAAUGGAGGGGCUGGGGGAGACCUUGAGGACAGAGCCGCGCGAAGGAGCCCCCAUCCUCACCUCCCGUCCUCCAGCCCACCCACCCCCAGGAGCACCACUUCCCCACCCCCACCCUCAGGUCCCGGUAGUAUCCAGGGGGGCAGCCAAGGCCCUGGCCUUCUUGGCGGAGCCGUGCUCCCCGACCCCCACGUUGCUCCAUGGCCAGCCCCCCUCUCCGUCCCCAACGCCUGACCCCACGGUUGCAGGCGGUCCACCGGGAGAGCACGCGGCACACCUCUGCCCCCACCCUCAGGGGCUCCUUAGAGCACCACGUGGAGCAGCCAGGGCUCUGGCCUUCCUAGAGGAGCCAUGCUCCCCGACUCCUACCAACACCCAGCCACCCCCUACCGGCCCACUACCCCCCCCUCCACCAGGCCCCCCCCCACCCGGUAGUACACACAUCUCGGAGGUUGAAGCAUCUCUGUGGCCAAAUCCCUCUCCCACACGCUACAGGCACCCAAACCACCCGAGUCGCCGCACAGCCCCAACACGCCCACCCAACAGGCUGCCCCCCUCACACCACCCCCCCCAGGCAGCCGAGACCCACCCGCAAGGGCUUGCGCCCCAGGCUCAUGGGAGCGGCGGCACCCGGGUAGAGGGGCCCACAGGAGAGGCCACCACAGAGCCCACACAAAUCUCUCUCCCCCCACCGCUUGUACCUCGCUCUAACCUCCACACUGGCCCAGCCCCUCGACCCCCACCUCCAACCCCCUCUCCCGGCCGGGUUCCCCACGAGCGCAGACAACCAGGUUGGCCGCCGGCGGAAGAACAGGGGCAGAGGAGGCAGAGGGUCAGCCCACCCCGACCACCAAACCUACACUCCCGCCCCGCUCCUGCACCUCCACAGGGCCAUGGGAGCGGACCAGCCCACUCACCCCCAUUCUGCCCCUCCCGUGCUGUGUCCCCCUCCCAGGUGGCGGCGGCCGCGAUCGCUACUGGGAUGGAGGCCGUCGGGUUGAGGGAUGCGCCCAUGGAAGACGCCACCGACUCCCCCUCCCAUCCCUCCCACCCCUUCCAUGUCGACGACCCCCUACCGCAACCCAUGGUGAUUAAGGAGGGCCAAGGGGGCCUUCUAGGGCAGGGUCCACACCCGAGCUCCGCUCAGCCAGCACGCCCCACUCCACCCUCUACCCUGCCAGCCCUCCUACUCUCACCUACAGGCAGGCAGGUCUUCGAGAACCCAGAGGAGGUGAGGGCUGGCAUUUCAGAUUUGCUGGCGAUACACCGCCCGAGCAGCUCUCCGGCUGCCCCCACCCUUCCAGUCCCACAGGACCGGACCCGGACGUAUGCGGAGGUCACCCGGUCUGUCCCUUCUUUUAUCCCCCCCGCCACUCAGCCAGGCGCGUCACUCCCGACCCCAAUGGAGACGGACCGGGUUCUGAGGCCGUGUCACGCGCACCUAGAUGGGGUGGCGCCUCCCCCCGUUCAGCCCGUGGCGCAGGAGGUCACCAGCAGUAGGGAUGAGGCAUCUGCCCCUACCGAGACCCCUCCGCCUGGGGUAGCAGAGCCGUCACUUGAACCGCACCCCGCCGAGGGGCAGGAGCACACCACGGCACACACUUCAGGCUCACCUCCACGUCCCCCCUCCCUAGCUUCGACACCGGUACCGGCACGAGGCCCGGCCCUAUCCUGUGCGACACCACCUCUAUCUUCGCUGACACCCCCCCCGCACGGGGCUGGUGAGUCGUCUCCUCCCCUCAUCCCAGGCGAUCCUCUCGGAGCUCAAGCCGCCCAUGGGGUCCCCUCUACAGCCAGUUCCGACGCCACAGCCCCGAUUGACCCCGCCGACACGGCGACAUCACCCGACCAGGUCGUGAGUUGCCUCACCUGCAGGAGCUCUCUCGCGAACCGACGCGCGCUCCAGCACCACAUUCCCUUCUGCCAUCCUGCGGACGCGGCUCGCAGGGCGCAGGCUGCCCAUGAUACCGCCUCGAUCAUCCCUUCCCUCUCACAGCCCCGUGCAACCGGGAUACAGUUCAUCGACGCACAGUGGCAGACGCUCGACUCGGUGGACUGGACAGAGUACUUCUCGCCCGAGCGUAUCCAUGCACGCCCUCUCCGACGUGUCCCGGAGAGGGUCCGCGGAGGAUAUCUCGACGUCCUCAGUGCGAUCCUAGUCCGCAUUGCCCAGGACCCGGAGGCUGCUGGCCCUACCUUCCUCCUCGCUGCAGCGCCGACUCUUUUCCUUGUUCCAGCGAUGCCACCCGACCGCUCGCACACGGCUGCCAUUGCAACGCGCAUCUCCCGCUUUGGUCGAGGUGAGUGGGCUGAGCUAGUCUCAGAUGCACUAGGCCGUCGCACACCCCUUCCUCGGCGCACAGGUCACCGGUCACGCACCGCCACCGAUCCCUCUACAGCAGAUGAGCGCCGCAUUGCACGUUGCCUUCGUCUGGCAGCAUGCAAUGAGACCUCACGGGCGUGCGCGGCUCUCGAGUCCGCGGAGGCAGCCCCAAAUACACAGGGGACGAUACAGCGCCUGCAGUCGAAGCACCCCAACGCGGAGAGGCCGACCCCAGCUUGGCAGUCUGGCUUCCAGGGGUCCCCUCUUGUGCUCUCGGUGGAUCACUUACGCCGCGCGAUUUUCACAGCUCCGCGGGGCUCUUCGGGAGGACCAUGGCGAGGAUUCUUCUUGGCGUCACAGCAGUUUGGGGUGGGGGUUAUGUGCGGGACAGAGGUCGUAGUUAGAGGCGUCCGCCGCGCUCUGGCUGACCACCCAGACUGGGUGGUCCUGCAGCUAGACGUGGCGAAUGCCUUUAACUCUUUCCACCGAGACAGGAUGUUCCAGGCGCUGCAGGCCAGCCCGGAGUUUCAGUGCCUGAUCCCCUUCAUCGGCCUCUUCUACGGGACGCCCUCGGAUCUCCACUACAGGUCAGGCACGGGAGUGGUCACGAUGCACUCGGAGCGGGGCACUCGCCAGGGAGACCCUCUCAGCCCCUUCUUGUACGCUCUGACACAGCGUCUUGCUUUGGAGCCGGUUCUGGUGGAGGGGGAUGUCCAGCUCUGGUCGUACGCCGAUGACACGUACGUGCUAGGUCCCCCAGACAGGGUGCUGCACCACUUUGCCGAGAUCGUGAGGCGCUUGGGCGAGAUGGGCCUUGCAGCCCAGCCGCACAAGUGCCUCGUCUACCAGACAGAGUCCUUUCUGUCCAGGGAUCUGGAGGCCUUCACAGGCCUAGGGAUCGAGGUCGCACGCCGAGGGCUCACCGUGACAGGCGUACCGGUAGGCACCGUUUCGUUCGUGGAGCAGAGUCUCCCGGAUCGUCUCGAGAGGAUGGGGCGGGUGCUACCUUGGCUUCCGAGGUUGCGCCAGCCCCAGACAGCUGCCCGCCUUCUGUCGGCGUGUGUCAGCACUCGUCCGCAGUACCUGUCGAGGACCGUCCCUCCUUCGCCCGCAGUGAUCUCUAGUUUUACACGGUGGGACGCACGCCUGGGAGAGACAUUUCAGCAGCUUUUAGCUUCAGGGACCUGGGCUUGUCGCGAGGACGUCCGAGAGGCCGCCCUAGACCAGAUCUUCCUCCCCAUCCGUCUCGGGGGUUUCGGCAUUCGUCGCAUGGCACGCAUUGCCCCGGUGAGUUUCGUGUGCUCCUGGGUGCAGUGUGCUCCCAUUCUCUGUUCUCUCCCUGCGUGUGGCGAGGCGUUUCGGCAGAGCUUCGCUUCAGGUGAGCCAGAGCAGAUCGACCGGGCUCUGCAGACGGCGCUAGAGGGUCUCCCACCUGACGUUCUCUCUCUCCUUCCCCCCUGGCCCUCUUGCGCUUCUGCCUCCCCCGAUUCCCUUUUUGCAGGAGCGAGCCGUCUUCUGGAGGCGCAUGCCUUGGAGGCUGUGCGUGCCCGUCACGCCUCUCCCUUGCACCUUGCCCGUUUGACUUCCCUUCAGGGCGGAGGUGCAGGGGCGUGGUUGACGUCGGUGCCGUACGCUGACCCACUGCGCAUCCCGGAGGCGCUGUGGCAGACGGCUUCAUCUUCUCGUCUUGGUCUCCCUAUCCCCCAGUUAGCCCUUGCAGGUCAGUGCUCCUGCGGACAGGCGAUUGACGACAUGACGGUGCCUCAUCACGCGGUUCAGUGCCCACGCUACGGGGUCGCCACUACCAUCCACGACACGGUGAAGUACAUGCUUCGAGACUUUGCGGUCGAGGCGGGCUUCGCGGUAAAGGUGGAGGACUCUACACUGUUCACACAGUUGGAGGCGGCUCGAGCGAGACUACUGGGACAGCCAGUGGUGGGAGAGGGGACGCGGGCUGAGGGACCGGGGGAGCAGAGAGGCGAGGCGGGAUCGCCGGGUGGCGGGGGACAGUGGGGACAGCACCAGCUGCGGGGUCAGGUGGAGCGAGGGAUAGGUGGGCAGAGGGGACGGCAGGGGGAGCAGACGGGCCAGGACGGGGAGGGGAGACGGCACAGGCAGCAGCAGGAGAGCCAGUGGAGGCCGCGGGCCCAGGGCGCCGCGCCUCCAGGUUCGGCCUCGGGGGUGGGGCAGGGGCGGGAGCAGCAGAGAGCGGACGGAGGUACAGGAGGGGCAGCGGAAUUGGGAGGGGAGGGCCAGGGAGUGAGAGAGGCAGCAGGGGAUGGAGCAGGGGGGUCGGGAGGGUUGGGGGAGGGUAGAGAGGGGGAGGGGAGAGGACAGGUGGAUGGAGGAGAGGAGAGGGGGAGAGAGACGAUCGGAGAGGAGGCACCAAGGGACCAGACAGGGCAGCAGCCAGCGCAGCAGCAGGGACCAGUCGGACGCACAGGCCGUGUAGGCACCGCCUCCCGCAUCCCAGACCUCACCUGCCGCGACGUUGGCCAGGGUCUGAUGGUUCUUGUGGAUGUCUCCAUAGCGGAUCCACAGCGGGAGGGGAACGUGCAUCUGAGACGGGCGACCCCCACACAGAUUGGAGUGGCAGCAGCUAGGCGGGUGCAGGAGAAGCUGCGGCACUGGGGGCCGCACUUAGAGGGGCUGCAGCCGGCACCACACUUUUACGCGUGCGUGGCGGAGACCUUUGGCCUUCUGAGUGAGCCGCUGCGUCAGUUUCUGGGGCUCUGCGCAAAGAGGAUAGCACAGCGGAGGAGGGAUAGAGGUGGGGGGGAUGACGGAUCGGCACGGAUAUUUGAGGCAGGACUCACUACACGCCUCUCCGUUGCACUGCAGCGCGCGCAGGCUCAAUGCAUGAUCCAGCAUGCGGUGCGUCACACCCCCUGCCCCCUCAUGCCAUCCGCUCCCCCCGCCCCUACCCUCCGCGUGCCCGCUCCCUUGCCGCCUCUUUUGACCCUCCCUGCCCCCCCUCGCCGUUUCCCACCGCCCGCCAUUCGCUCCUCCCCGCCCGUGCGCUCCCCUCCUUUACCUUCUCCUCCCCCCUCCCCUCCUCUGCUGCACGCCUCUUCCUUCCCCUCGCUGACCCACUCCACUCCCUGCCCCUCCUCAAUCCGCACCCUGCCCCUCGUAUCUCGCCCCCCUAUGCUUGGUUUCUCCCCUCCCUGCCCCUCGCCGCCUUUCCCCGCUCCCCACCUCCCCCCUCUCCCUGCCCCCCCACUCUCCCCCCCUUGUCCUUGGCUUCCUACCUCCCUGCCUCACCUUUCCCCCCUCCGUGUGCUCAGCUUCUCCCCUCCCUGCCCCUCCCUCCUCCCCGCCCUGCCCCUCAUUUUCCGCCCCCCCCCCCCCCCUCCCCCCCCACGCCCGGUUUCUCCCCUCCCCGCGCCUCCCUUUCUUUCUCCGUGCCUCUCCUUUGCUCCCUCCCUGCCCCCGCCUGCCCAUGCCCCUGUCUUUGGCUUCUCCCCUCCCUGCCCCACGUUUCUUCCCUCCCUGCCCCCCGUCUGCCCCUCCCUUGUUUUCCCCUCACCCAUUGCUUCUCUCCUCCCUGCCCUUGAUUUCCCACACCCCUGCCCUCGUUUCCUAUCAUCCAUGCCCCUCGUUUCCCCCCUUUGUACGUUCAGCCUCUUCCCUCCCUGCCCCUCCCUUCCUCCCCCCUUGCCCUUUGCUCUCCCCUCGUUACGCUCCCUUCUCCCCAUCCCUGCUGCCCUCUUACCACCAUCAGCCCAUCCCCACGACCAGCCCCCCUCCCACCCUUCAAUCCCCCCCUCCCUCUCUCUCUCUCUCUCUCUCUCUCUCUCUCUCUCUCUCUCUCUCUCUCUCUCUCUCUCUCUCUCUUUUUCUCACACACACACACACACGCACACUCCCCUCCCCCACCCACGUACAUCCUCCCAUUCUGCACCUCCCUGCCCCUUUCCCACCCCCUCGCACACCCCUCACCUCCCACCUCCGUGCAACUGGUUUCCCCCCUAUGGUGCCACCCUUGCAUCGCUCGCCCCUCUGCUCACCCUCUGCCCGCCCCUUUUCCGUGCCCUCAGUUGGCCCAGCCCCUGCCCGUUGCUGCCCCUCCCCUUGCCCCCUCAACUCCCCUGCCCCCCGUACACCCCAAGUCCCAUCCAACCGCCCCCACCCUCCCCCGGCUGCCCGUUUCCGCUCUCCACCCCCGCGACCGUGUGCGGCUUCCAACCGCCCAACGGUGGUGCGCACGGGGCGUUUCUUCGCAUGGGCAAGCCUCCCCGGGGGCCCCCCACCCCGCUGGGUCGUUCCCCCCGUCUCCCUGCCCUUAGUACCGCCGCGCUCUGCCCGUGCGUCACCCUUGCCCACUUCAUACCACCUCCCCCUUCUCCCCCCCCCGGCUUCUCCCUAUCAUCACCCGCAUGUUCCCCCACUCCCCUGUCCACAACGUCCCUCCUCCACCCCCCCCUCCUGCCUUCCCCACUCCCACUCUGCCCCCCACACCUCUACGAGCCGUACCUCCCCCUCCAGCCUCCCUUUUCCCCCCCAGCUACUUCCGCAUCCAGCCCACCUACCCCAGCCUCCCUCUACCUCUCCCUAACUCCACACCGCCGUUCCCACCCCCAGCCAUGGUCUACACCCCUUGCUUUUGCUCCCUGUGCUGUGCCGUCCCCAACCUCCGUCCGCCUUUCCGCGGCACCAGACCGCCUCUCCCUCCCCCAGCCAACCUCUGCACCCCCUGUUCCUGCCCCUUGUGCCUUCCAACACCCUACCCCAACCCCCCUCAGUCUCCCCCUUCUCCAACACCCUCCAUAUUUCCUCCCCCCUGGGGCUCGCCCAUCCGCACGCCUCCUUUCGGUGCCCUCUCGGCCCUCCCACGUUCUCACCCCCCGCCUCCCAACCUUCUCAUUACCCGCUACCAGGCUCACGCCAACUCGACUACCCACUACCCUUUGCCCCUUCCUCUCUGUUCCCCACCCUUCCUUCCCCACUUGGCUCCACCUGCCCACCCCCACCUCCCGUGGAAUUCUGCCCUGCCCUCCCCACCUCUGGCCCACCACCUGUCCCCACACCCUGCUCACCCACCACUACAUCACCCCCGCCCCCCCACCUCCACUACAGCCCGCCAACACUUCCCCUCUCAACCGGCCCCCAGCCCGCCCCCCCCUUGGGCCCAAUCCCCUCCAACCUGUCAGGACCCCCUCUACCCUCUCUUCCACCCACUGCGCACCGCUUGCCCCACCCUUUUUCCAUUUCCCCAAGCUAACCCCCCGCACCCCGGCCUCUGCCAGGGACGGGGGCGGCACCCAUGCAUGCCAAGUGGAGAGAUCCUCCAACUCACUCGCUACCUCCCAUUCGCAAACCAGAUUACUUGUGAAAACACUUAAUCCUACUAGCACCCCCAAGCACAUAGAAGCGGGAGAGGGCAGAGCCACGGGGGAACUUGCAGCUAACACUGCACGGGAAGGGGUAAGUGAAUGUGUGUGCGAAGGAGCAGCAGAGGCUGCAGAGGAUGGGGCAGCAAAGGCUGCACGGGAAGGGGCAAUGGGGGUUGUGGGGGAAGGGGCAGCAGAGGUUGCAGAGGAAAGGGCAGCAGAGGCUGCAAGGGAAGGGGCAGCAGCGGCUGCACGGGAAAGGGCGGCAGAGGCUGCACGGGAAGGGGCGGCAGGGACCGUGACUCUGGCCAGGCAAAGGGCAGAGGCCAUGGAGACAGUCGAGGCUGCAAGGACUGCAGCAGGAGCGACAGAGGCCACAGUGGGGGCCGGUACAGGGGGAGGUGCUACGGGUGCAGCGGGGAAGGGGGUAACGGGGACUGGUGCGAGGGAGAGUGCCGCCCCGGCUGUAUCAAGAGAGGGUACGGCAGGGGCUAGAGUGGGAGAAGGGACAGCAGUGGCCUCAAAGGCAGAAGGUGAGGCUGCAGCGGAAGCAGCAGGGAGGGCCAUAGCACGGCCAGUAGGGGCGGCAGGGGCCGCAGCAAACGCGGGGAAACACACAGCAGGGCCGGCAGAGACUGCAAAAGGGGCUAGCAGUAAAGCGGCAGCAGGCGGGGUGGGCUCGGGGGACAUAGGGGCAACAGGGGAAGGAGAGGUGAGUGUGGUCCCGACCGGGGUGGGCACUGAAGAGGGGGAUGUGAUAGCGAUAGAGGAGGAUGAGGGAGAGGAUGUGAUGCACAUUGACGGGCCACUGGCCCAAUACCUCACGCUUGACGGUGAGGCCGACCCGGCCCCCCUGCAGCCUCACGUCGAGGUUCCCCCUCUACCCCCCAUGCCCGUCCCCAUGCUAGCAGAAGGACCGAUGGAGGGGCUGGGGGAGACCUUGAGGACAGAGCCGCGCGAGGGAGCCCCCAUCCUCACCUCCCGUCCUCCAGCCCACCCACCCCCAGGAGCACCACUUCCCCACCCCCACCCUCAGGUCCCGGUAGUAUCCAGGGGGGCAGCCAAGGCCCUGGCCUUCUUGGCGGAGCCGUGCUCCCCGACCCCCACGUUGCUCCAUGGCCAGCCCCCCUCUCCGUCCCCAACGCCUGACCCCACGGUUGCAGGCGGUCCACCGGGAGAGCACGUGGCACACCUCUGCCCCCACCCUCAGGGGCUCCUUAGAGCACCACGUGGAGCAGCCAGGGCUCUGGCCUUCCUAGAGGAGCCAUGCUCCCCGACUCCUACCAACACCCAGCCACCCCCUACCGGCCCACUACCCCCCCCUCCACCAGGCACCCCCCCACCCGGUAGUACACACAUCUCGGAGGUUGAAGCAUCUCUGCGGCCAAAUCCCUCUCCCACACGCUACAGGCACCCAAACCACCCGAGUCGCCGCACAGCCCCAACACGCCCACCCAACAGGCUGCCCCCCUCACACCACCCCCCCCAGGCAGCCGAGACCCACCCGCAAGGGCUUGCGCCCCAGGCUCAUGGGAGCGGCGGCACCCGGGUAGAGGGGCCCACAGGAGAGGCCACCACAGAGCCCACACAAAUCUCUCUCCCCCCACCGCUUGUACCUCGCUCUAACCUCCAUACUGGCCCAGCCCCUCGACCCCCACCUCCAACCCCCUCUCCCAGCCGGGUUCCCCACGAGUGGCCCCGUUGGGCAGCCAUCACCCCCCACACACAGCCUGCCCGAUCUGUUCCCACGGAGGGGGAUGUUUCGAGGAGAGAGGGGAUGCACACAGAGCACCCCCCGCCUGGCGAACCACCCAUCCUCCCUCCACCCACCCCUUUGGCCCCACAGCCCCCCCUUCCUUCACAAACAGGCGCGGACAACCAGGUGGCGGCGGCCGCGAUCGUUACUGGGAUGGAGGCCGUCGGGUUGAGGGAUGCGCCCAUGGAAGAUGCCACCGACUCCCCCUCCCAUCCCUCCCACCCCUUCCAUGUCGACGACCCCCUACCGCAACCCAUGGCAGGUCUUCGAGACCCCAGAGGAGGUGAGGGCUGGCAUUUCAGAUUUGCUGGCGAUACACCGCCCGAGCAGCUCUCCGGCUGCCCCCACCCUUCCAGUCCCACAGGACCGGACCCGGACGUAUGCGGAGGUCACCCGGUCUGUCCCUUCUUUUAUCCCCCCCGCCACUCAGCCAGGCGCGUCACUCCCGACCCCAAUGGAGACGGACCGGUUCUGAGGCCGUGUCACGCGCACCUAGAUGGGGUGGCGCCUCCCCCCGUUCAGCCCGUGGCGCAGGAGGUCACCAGCAGUAGGGAUGAGGCAUCCGCCCCUACCGAGACCCCUCCGCCUGGGGUAGCAGAGCCGUCACUUGAACCGCACCCCGCCGAGGGGCAGGAGCACACCACGGCACACACUUCAGGCUCACCUCCACGUCCCCCCUCCCCAGCUUCGACACCGGUACCGGCACGAGGCCCGGCCCUAUCCUGUGCGACACCACCUCUAUCUUCGCUGACACCCCCCCCGCACGGGGCUGGUGAGUCGUCUCCUCCCCUCAUCCCAGGCGAUCCUCUCGGAGCUCAGGCCGCCCACGGGGUCCCCUCUACAGCCAGUUCCGACGCCACGGCCCCGAUUGACCCCGCCGACACGGCGACAUCACCCGACCAGGUCGUGAGUUGCCCCACCUGCAGGAGCUCUCUCGCGAACCGACGCGCGCUAAAGCACCACAUUCCCUUCUGCCAUCCUGCGGACGCGGCUCGCAGGGCGCGGGCUGCCCAUGAUACCGCCUUGAUCAUCCCUUCCCUCUCACAGCCCCGUGCGACCGGGAUACAGUUCACCGACGCACAGUGGCAGACGCUCGACUCGGUGGACUGGACAGAGUACUUCUCGCCCGAGCGUAUCCAUGCACGCCCUCUCCGACGUGUCCCGGAGAGGGUCCGAGGAGGAUAUCUCGACGUCCUCAGUGCGAUCCUAGUCCGCAUUGCCCAGGACCCGGAGGCUGCUGGCCCUACCUUCCUCCUCGCUGCAGCGCCGACUCUUUUCCUUGUUCCAGCGACGCCACCCGACCGCUCGCACGCGGCUGCCAUUGCAACGCGCAUCUCCCGCUUUGGUCGAGGUGAGUGA